This is a messenger RNA of Cryptomeria japonica (Japanese cedar), 345 nucleotides long. Its product is annotated as putative disease resistance protein At5g47280. The transcript has 2 exons. Bases 1 to 345 code for a protein of 114 amino acids. Gene Ontology annotation, biological process: defense response to fungus. The record is from RefSeq and is a predicted model, not a curated record. Gene Ontology annotation, molecular function: ADP binding. NCBI's taxonomy places the organism in Eukaryota, Viridiplantae, Streptophyta, Pinopsida, Cupressales, Cupressaceae.
AUGUGGGAGAAGAUCGUUGGAAGGAAGAAGCCUGAGUUUCACAAUGUAGAAGAUGCACUCAUACAGCUAAAGCAGCAACUUUUUACUCAAUCCAAGAAAACUCUGAUCAUAUUGGAUGAUGUCUGGUCCAGGGCUCAUUUGGAGGAAUUACUAUUUGAAGCGCCAGGGUACAAGACUGUUGUCACAACCAGAGACAGCUCUAUGAAUCCCCAAAACACCUUUAGUCGACUGUAUCGGUUGCCAUUGUUGGGCCAUGAGGACGCUCUCUCGCUUUUCUGCUUCUCGGCUUUUGGACAGACAUCAAUUCCAAGUGUCGUAGAUGCAAAUCUAGUCAUGGAGUUAUAA